Insectozyma verbasci is the source of this 1170-nucleotide messenger RNA. NCBI's taxonomy places the organism in Eukaryota, Fungi, Ascomycota, Pichiomycetes, Serinales, Debaryomycetaceae. The record is from the annotation of a GenBank genome assembly.
AUGGUUUUUCAGGAUGAUAAGCUUCACCUGCUGACAUCAUCAGAGUCAAAGGACAACAAUAAAAAUGUACCAAAUAUAAAUACAAUACUAAGUAAGAAUAAUAGUAAUAUAAUGUUACCGCCAUUAGUUAAAGAUCAACAGCAACAACAGCAACAAACAAAUCAAUCACAAAAUCAAAUUCUGCAACAACCGCCAACCCAAAAUCUUAUAGACCAACAACAUCAACAAACACAGUAUGAUUAUCCAAUAAAUUAUAAUUACCAAUCUCAAUUUGAUCCCUAUCAACAACAACAACAACAACAACAGCAGCAGCAACAACAACAGCAGCAAGCUCAAAAUCUAAUACCUCAAAAUUAUCUUCCACAGUAUAUACCUCAAAAUUCAUUUACAGUUCCAACAAGUAAUAGUUUACCAUACCAAACAACUAACUCAGCCACAACUACAUCAAUCCCAUUAUCAUUGUCUUCUGAAGAAUCAGAAACUUCACCAACUAUAGCAUCAUCAGGACAAUUAUCAAGUAAUAAUAAUAAACGAGGUAGAAGAUUUAGAAGACGUUAUAAUCAAAUACUACGAAGAUAUCCAUGUACUUUUCCUGGAUGUUCAAAAAGUUAUGGUUCAUUAAAUCAUUUAAAUACUCAUAUAGUUACUAAAAAGCAUGGACAUAGAAAAUCAAAAGCUGAUUUUCAAAAUUCAUCAAAUAAGCAAUCAAAAGAAAAUGACUAUGAUUCACAACAACAAUUACAACUGCAACAACAUAAUAUAUUAACUCAAUCAUCACCACAACAACAAAUUUCCCAACAACAAGUACCUACAAAUUAUGCUCCGGAAUAUAUGAGUGGAAAUUAUUGGUAUGGCUAUGCUCCUCCACAUUUACGAGAUCCAACAACUACUGGAAAUGCUUCAACUUCAGCUACUGCAUCGACUAAUUUCAUGGUAUCUCCAUCAAAUAAUCAACAAACUACUCAACAACAAGCUCAAAAUCCAAUGUAUUAUUAUCAAAGUUAUCAACAAACAAAUUUUCCGAAUCAGAGAAUUAAUACAAAUUUUUAUCCACCACCAUCGACUACCAAUCAACAAUAUCUAUAUCAACAACCAACACAAAAUCAUCAACCUACGAAUCAACAAGGUAAUGUUCCAGAUCAAACGAAAUCUCCUGAUGAUCAUAAAUAG